Messenger RNA from Lactuca sativa (garden lettuce), 1140 nucleotides. RefSeq lists its product as uncharacterized. The record is from RefSeq and is a predicted model, not a curated record. NCBI's taxonomy places the organism in Eukaryota, Viridiplantae, Streptophyta, Magnoliopsida, Asterales, Asteraceae.
AUGGAUAAUUUUCCACCUCCGAUUUCUUCAUCUUCCGAUGAUAACGAUUUUGAUGAAGAUUUGAUUUUGUAUACACUGUUAUCCGCGGCACGAGAUGUGGUACGUGAGAGGGCCGAAAGUUCAAACGUCGAGAAGAAGCAUAGAAAAUGGAUCAACCGGGAUCGAGAGGCGGCACAUGAACUUUUGGUACGUGAUUAUUUUGCCGUUGAUAGUUUAUAUGAUCUAUCAAAAUUCGAAGAACGUUUUCGUAUUAAUAUAAAUUUAUUUUUACGUAUAGCUAGAGAUUUGGCACGUAAUUAUGAAUUUUUUCAAUUACGAUGGGAUGCUAGAGGUAAACGCGGUUUUACUACAAUACAAAAAUGUACGACCACUCUUAGACAACUGGCAUACGACAUCGCCGCAGACGCAUCAGAUGAGUAUUUGAAAAUGUCUGAAAGGACGGGUCGAGAGUGGAUGCUUGACAACAUUGAUUGUACACAUUGGGAGUGGGAAAAUUGUCCCAACGCGUGGCGUGACCAGUUCACGCGAGGUGAUCAUGGGGUGCCGACUGUUAUUUUGGAGGCGGUGGUUUCAAAUGACCUAUGGUUUUGGCAUGCAUUCUUUGGUAUGGUCGACUCAAACAAUGACUUGAAUGUGCUCCAAGCAUCUCCGAUAUUUAACGAUAUUUUACAGGGUAAAGCACCAGAAAUGUCAUAUGUUGUCAAUGGAAAUGAAUACAAAUAUGAGUAUUACAUAGGUGAUGAGAUAUAUCCAGAAUACACUAUAUUUGUCAAGUCAUACACAUUUCCGGCCGACGAUAAACGGAAAAUGUUCAAGUUAGCACAAGAAUCUGCAAGGAAGGAUGUAGAAUGGGCGUUUGGAGUCCUCAAACAAAAGUGGCACAUAAUCAAACAUCUGGCACGAACAUGGGAUAGAGAAAAAUUGAGUACGGUGUUGACUGUUUGUUUUAUUUUACAUAACAUGAUAAUAGAAGAAGAGGGUAAGGCUAUUUGCUCAUAUACCACAAACGAGAUACUUAACCCAUCUGCAGUAAUACAAGUUGGGCAAAAUGACGGUAAAGACGACGAUGGUGACGAUGAGGAUGAUGAUGAUGGUGGCGACGAGGCGGAUGAUAUCGGUGACGACAACGGCGACGAUUAG